Messenger RNA from Triticum dicoccoides, 1050 nucleotides. RefSeq names its product protein REVEILLE 6-like. The record is from RefSeq and is a predicted model, not a curated record. NCBI's taxonomy places the organism in Eukaryota, Viridiplantae, Streptophyta, Magnoliopsida, Poales, Poaceae. Gene Ontology annotation, molecular function: DNA binding. Bases 124 to 783 code for a protein of 219 amino acids. The transcript is spliced from 3 exons.
CAUCACACUUCACUGCAGUGCAAGGCAUCAGCUCUCGACAGACUCCUCACCGCCGCUUCCGCUACCGAAAAGAGAGGGUUUUUUCAGCGCUGCUCCUGAAAGAGAGAUAGAGAGAAGAAGACGAUGGCAACAAUGGUCAGAGGCGUAAGGAUGCCUGCUGCUGCACGGUCGUCGGCGGCGGGGAGGAACAAGAAGCUCCGGAAGACGUACACGAUCACGAGGCCGCGGGAGAGGUGGACCGACGAGGAGCACGAGCGAUUCCUCCACGCCCUGCACAUAUUCGGCCGUGACUGGAAGAGCAUCGAGGCCUUGGUGGCGACCAAGACGAGCGUGCAGAUCCGCAGCCACGCCCAGAAGCACUUCCUCAAGGCCCAGAAGCUCGGCCUCGGGGCGUGUCUGCCGCCGCCGCUUCACCCUCGCCGCGGCGCGGCCCUCGGCCAGCAGCCGCCGGCCCACCCUGACGCCGACAUGCUGGAGCCGAGCAUGGACUGGGCAUGCGCCGCGCCUGAAUCCCGUUGGCCGGACCUCGACGCACCGGGCGCCGAAGAGUGGCCGUCCGCCGGUGCCCUGCACCUGCAGGACGAAACCGUUGAGCUCCCACUGUCUCCCCACGACCUGCGCUUCGCUCUGGUCUACCGGUUCGUCGGCGACGUCUUCGCCUCCGACGCGGCUGUCCCGGUCGAUGCGCAACUCCACAGGCUUCAACUGCAGGGCGUCGACCCCGUCGUCGUGGACACGAUCUUGCUGGUAUUAAGGAAUCUGGAAGCGAACCUGUGUGCCUAGGACUCUGCGAACGGCAUGGUUUCUUUCCUCAUCGACAGAGAAUUCGAAGCACGUUCGGUCACAUGGAUGGACGGACAGUUUUAGUUUCUUGGAGUUGGUUAAUUUUGUGCAGAAAACUAAUUGAUGUGUAGAAAGAGAAAUGUGAAAAAAGAGUUCGUUUGAAUUAGUCUUAUUCACUCACUUAGGCUAUGUACAGUGUUUUUUUUGCGGGGAGGCUAUGUACAGUGUUUGAUACGAUAUGUUUUCUUAUUCAUAGGGUUAAAAUCA